This is a messenger RNA of Strongylocentrotus purpuratus (purple sea urchin), 922 nucleotides long. Its product is annotated as low-density lipoprotein receptor-related protein 12-like. The record is from RefSeq and is a predicted model, not a curated record. Lineage: Eukaryota; Metazoa; Echinodermata; Echinoidea; Camarodonta; Strongylocentrotidae. Bases 4 to 825 code for a protein of 273 amino acids. The transcript is spliced from 5 exons. Gene Ontology annotation, molecular function: protein binding.
UAGAUGAACCCAAUCAAAAUGGCGACUACUACUUUAACUAGAACGAUUUUGUUACCAAAAAAAAGUACAGAUUUUAACGUUUUUGUGCUCAUUAUGUCUAUUAUGUUUGCAUUUGGAGAAUCACUACAAGUUUCAUAUCUGUCCAACAGCUGUAAUACUACAAUCCCAGCAGAUAUCACAGGCCUGGUUGAGCCGGACAGCAGCCUGCGAUACAGUAACAAUCAGGACUGUCAUGUAGUCCUCUCUACAGACUCAAACAAGAAGCUGCUUUUGCAGUUCAACAGAUUUGUCUUGGAAGAGGCUGUAAAUGGAGAAUGUGUGGACAGUCUGAGGGUGCAUGAUGGAGAGAGUGACCUGGCAUCACCUUUGAGCCCUAAGCUCUGCGGCCGCCAGACCCUGUCUGAGGUGGUCUCCACUGGCAGCAAUGUGACCUUCGUGUUUGAGACGGACGACUCUGGGGUCAGUCUGGGAUUUGGAAUCCUCUACACAGUAUUUGAAGAUGCACCAUGUACGGCUGCUCAGUUUCAGUGUAACAACAGUAGAUGCAUUGAUAUAUCUCUCAUCUGUGAUUCCUUGAACAACUGUGGAGAUAACAGCGAUGAAGCCCAAUGCACGGACUUCAUGGAAACGUCCAGUGGACUGACCCUCGGUCAGAUCGUCCUCAUCGCCAUCGGAGGCAUUGUCCUGGUGGUCGUCGUCAUCUUCGCCGUGAGAUCGGCCGCUCAGAAGCUGCGCUCCAACAAGCUCCUGAAACAGCUCAAAGAUGACAUGGACAACUCCAGGGUGGAUAACGAGUAUAGCAAUAAAGACUUCUGGGGCAAGUGAGGGGGCAGACAGGACAAGUGAGGGGGCAGGCAGGGCAAAUAAACUGGUAUAGAAAGUUGCGAAUUUGCCUAACUCAAAGAAUUAAAGACAUCUGGGG